Daucus carota subsp. sativus is the source of this 1332-nucleotide messenger RNA. RefSeq names its product putative RING-H2 finger protein ATL21A. Gene Ontology annotation, molecular function: polysaccharide binding. The record is from RefSeq and is a predicted model, not a curated record. Bases 79 to 1155 code for a protein of 358 amino acids. NCBI's taxonomy places the organism in Eukaryota, Viridiplantae, Streptophyta, Magnoliopsida, Apiales, Apiaceae. The transcript is spliced from 2 exons.
CAUUUGUUUAUUCUGAAGUCAUAGCAUAUAUCUAUACCUUAAGUAGAGAAACCCCUGCAGAAACUUUAUACUGAACAAAUGGAUAUCGCUAUACUGUUCCUCGUUCAUUUUCUCUUAAUUGCUGGCACCUACUCUGCAAAUGAUUGCCAAAGUUCUGCGUGCGACUACUAUGGACUUCCUAUUCGGUUUCCCUUCCAGCUGUCGCCUCAGCAACCUCAAAGCUGCGGUUAUCCUGGCUUCAAUGUUCAUUGCAACAAUCAGCGUAAGCCUGUUGUGAAUCUCCCUUACUCCGGAGAUUUCCUCAUAAAAAGUAUCAGCUACCGCAAACAGCUAGUAAAACUCCAUGAUCCGUACAAAUGCCUUCCCAAAAGGCUUCUGGAGCUCAAUCUCUCAGGUUCACCUUUCAAGGCUGCUUACUAUCAGAACUAUACCCUCCUCAGUUGUCCACUAGACUUCGACACGUCUCGUUUCACUACCAUUGCUUGCCUCAGUAAUUCAACAAGUAGAAUUCUGGCUACUUCUUCAGUGAGUCUUGCCAACUCGCUGACAACGUGCAAGAUCAUUCGUAGUUCCCUGAUACCAGUUUCGCGGCCUCCACAAGAUAAUGACGGUCUUUCAUCUGAUCUCAGCGACGAUCUCUUGUUGAAAUGGAGUAUACCUAAUUGUGAUCAAUGCGAAGAAAAUGGAGGUAUCUGCAACUUCAGAAAUACUACAAGCGGACAGCCUACGUGUUCCCACCAAUCUAAAACAGGCGCCAUCCAUGUUUUCAGGAUCAUAGCAUUGUGUGUUACGGUGCCUGCAAUCGCGACCUCCAUCAUCAUAGCCACGUUCAUAUGCUUCACAAGAGGACCAGAUUUUAAUCGUCAGGAAGCUGAAUUAGCAUUGCAGUCUGUGAACGAGUCACAAGGCCUUGAUGAGAGCACAAUUGAGUCGUAUACUAAAGUUAUCAUAGGCGAGAGCCGGAGACUCCCUGCAGGGCCUAACGAUAUAACUUGUCCAAUAUGCUUGUCCGAUUACCAUGCCAACGAAACAUUGAAGUGCAUUCCUGAAUGCCAGCAUUGCUUCCAUUCUGAGUGCAUCGACGAAUGGCUCAGAAGGAAGGGUACUUGUCCGGUUUGCAGGAAUUCACCUUCGCCUGCUCGUGUUAUUACUUAGGCUGCGUGGGGAGGAAUGAAUGGUAAAUGGUAAGAGCCGCGGAGGCAAUAUAGAGGUUGUAUCAACCGGAAAGGAUUAUAUAUCUUCUCCUAAAAUGGCUUGCAAUGUAUAUUCACCAACAUACACCAAAAUUUACAAAUUGAUGUCAUACAUAUAUAUAAUGAAAGUUAAACACCA